CAUAUUGAUUAGUCAACAGUAAAAAAUCUGAAGAGAUGCGGGAAGGGAGAAGAAGUUAAACCAGGCCUGAGGAGCGAUGCGACAGGCAUGAUGGAGGUCGAGUCCUCCUACUCGGACUUCAUUUCCUGUGACUGGACAGGCCGCCAGAAUGCGGUCCCUGACAUCCAAGGAGACUUGGAGGGUGUGAGCGUGAGGAAGCUGGCCAGAGACAUGGGCAAGCUGGCACUCACAGGGGCAGAAGGACAGGCGGAGGCGAGCGCCCCAGACAAGGAGGCUAGCAUCCAGCCCCAGAGCAGCGAUGCACCACCACAUCUUGAGUUCGACCUUGUCCACAGAGGCUGGAAGAGAGAUCUGCUGUCCCCUCCCGGGAGAACCCUAACACUGGCCCAGCAGCCUAUUCUGAGUCCCAUGUCCCAGACAAGCCAGGCCAGACCGAGAGGCCCCAAGAGGCCUUUGUGGCCCCAACUCUGGGAAAGCCCUCUGCCCACACCCACAGGUUCCACGUCCCUACCACCAUCUCACCGUGCCCAGGUACACUUUCGAGACACUGUAGCCACAAGAUGUUAUUUAUUCAGCUGGCACCGGGACUCGGACUGGGCCCUGCUCACCAGGGCAAGCAGCCCACGCAGGAGCAUUCCUCUAGCGGGUGCCCUGGCCAGGGACCAUAUCCCAACAACAGUCCCUCCUCUCCACCCCCAGCCUUCUGAGUCAAGACAUUCUUAUCCAUUUUUUAAAACACACUUUUAA
This is a messenger RNA of Carlito syrichta (Philippine tarsier), 747 nucleotides long. RefSeq lists its product as uncharacterized. Gene Ontology annotation, biological process: negative regulation of cAMP-dependent protein kinase activity. Lineage: Eukaryota; Metazoa; Chordata; Mammalia; Primates; Tarsiidae. The record is from RefSeq and is a predicted model, not a curated record. Gene Ontology annotation, cellular component: nucleus; cytoplasm. Gene Ontology annotation, molecular function: cAMP-dependent protein kinase inhibitor activity. The transcript has a single exon. Bases 88 to 747 code for a protein of 219 amino acids.